UCACAAAAAGAGUCUAUCAUUUUCCCAUUCCUUCUAUGGCUUCUUCUUCUAAUCCAUUAUUCCUCUCUGCCGCUCCUUUUCUGGUUUUUCUUCUUCUUCUUCUUCUCUGAGAACAAAAGCUUCGUUUCUGCAAUAAGAGAAGGAGCCACUGAACUUCAACUUCAUCAUCAUCAUGAUCAUCGUGUUUCUCUCUCCUCUCUCCUUCCUUCUUCCUCCUGCAACUCUCCUCCUCAAGGUGUGAUCAGGAAAGGAUCGUUGCAAGUGAUGCACAAGCAUGGGCCGUGUUCCAAGCUGAAGCAACACACAUCGUCGUCGUCGUCGUCAUCGUCACUGAAUGCUCCGUUCGCAAUUCCACACAGUGAAAUCCUCAAGUACGACGUAGCUAGAGUGAGAUCAAUCCACUCCAAGCUCUCCAAAACACAUGACAGCCAUGAACUUGAGAGUUCCAAGGGGUUGGGCCAGGAUAAACUUCCGGCCAAGUCCGGCACCCUUCUCGGCUCCGGAAACUACUUCGUCACGGUGAGCCUUGGAAGCCCCAAGAGAGACCUCUCUCUGAUAUUCGACACCGGAAGUGACCUCACCUGGACUCAGUGCGAGCCCUGUGCUCGCUCUUGCUACUCCCAGAAAGAAGCCAUCUUCGAUCCUUCUCACUCUUCUUCUUACUCCAACGUCUCUUGCUCUUCUUUGCAGUGUUCCCAGCUUCCUCUGCCACAGGUACACUUACAUAUAUAUGUGCGUAUGUAUGUAUAUUCGUUCUAUCUUAUUCGUUAUAUUGAAUUAUGGAUUAACACCAUCUGUGCAGGAAAUGAUCCGGGAUGUUCCAAGUCAAGUGGAGCUUGCAUCUACGGUAUUCAAUACGGUGACUCGUCCUUCUCUGUUGGCUACUUCGCCAAGGAAACGCUGACCAUAUCUCCGAACGACGUAGUUGAGGACUUCCUCUUCGGCUGUGGUCAGAACAACGAUGGUCUCUUUGGCAGAGCCGCCGGGCUCCUCGGCCUUGGCCGAAACCCCAUCUCCUUCGUUGAGCAAACUGCCCAAAAGUACCACAAGAUCUUCUCCUACUGCAUCCCCUCCAGAGCUAGCUCCGUCGGCUACCUCGCCUUUGGAGGCGGCGGAUACCCCUCCGGCAACGUGAAGUUCACCCCUUUCUCUUCCAUCUCACAGGGCUCCUCCUUCUACGGCCUCGACUUCACCGGAAUCACCCUCGGAGGAACGAGGCUCCCCAUCUCCGCUUCCACUUUCUCCUCCGGCACGAUCAUCGACUCCGGCACCGUCAUCACAAGGCUUCCUCCGGGGGCGUACGGUCCCCUAAGAGACGCGUUCCAGAAGGCGAUGUCGAAGUACCCAAAGGCGGAUCCGGCAUCGAUACUGGACACGUGUUACGAUCUGAGCAAGUACAAGACUUUUCUCGUUCCGAAAAUAAUGUUGUCGUUUGGAGGUGGGGUGGACGUGGACUUAGACGCAAGAGGGAUUCUAUACGUAGUGAGUGAAACGCAGGUGUGUUUGGCGUUUGCUCCGAAUCAAGAUGCAAGAAGUGUGGCUAUUUUUGGAAAUGUGCAGCAGAAAACUUUGGAGGUAGUGUAUGAUGUUGGUGGUCGUAAGGUUGGGUUUAGACCUGGCGGUUGCAUCUAAUAAUUGCUCUAUUAAAAAAAUAAUAAUUUAGUAUAUAUUAUUAUCUAAAAAAAUCGAUAGAUUAAUCUAAAUUGUAAAUAGAGAUGUAAGCAUAAUGAGUAAGGAUAUGCUUAUGUGUCUAUUUAUACUCAAUUUGAUCUAUUGAUUUUUUUAACAAGCAGCUCUUCUUAAAAUUGUUUCACAUUAAAGUUUAGCUUGGUUAGAGGGAAAAAAAAAUCCUUAAGGGGAGCAAAAAAGAGUUUAAAUGUAUUAUAUACAGUGUCUGUUUGUAAUUCUGGUUACAUGCUACUAAGCAUAAGUUUACCAAGAAAAAAACUGAUUGUUGCCAUAUACAUACUUAUAUGUCUAUAUUAUGUGAAACAAAUGUAAAAUGAUUCUACAUUUUAAAAUUCUAAUGAAUAAAGUAAGACAUUUCAUCGAA
This is a messenger RNA of Prosopis cineraria, 2053 nucleotides long. Its product is annotated as aspartyl protease family protein At5g10770-like. NCBI's taxonomy places the organism in Eukaryota, Viridiplantae, Streptophyta, Magnoliopsida, Fabales, Fabaceae. Gene Ontology annotation, molecular function: aspartic-type endopeptidase activity. The record is from RefSeq and is a predicted model, not a curated record. Bases 265 to 1632 code for a protein of 455 amino acids. The transcript is spliced from 3 exons. Gene Ontology annotation, biological process: proteolysis.